Molecule: messenger RNA, 4103 nt
Organism: Acinonyx jubatus (cheetah)
Lineage: Eukaryota; Metazoa; Chordata; Mammalia; Carnivora; Felidae
Exons: 2
Coding region: 3371-4021 (216 amino acids)
Source: RefSeq, a predicted model, not a curated record
CAUCCCGGGAAUAAAUCUCACUUGGUUGUGGUGGAUAAUUUUUUUCAUGUAUUGUUGGAUCUGGUUGACUAAUAUCUUGUUGAGGAUUUUUGCAUCCAUUUCAUCAGGGAAAUUGGUCUAUAGUUUGCCUUUUUAGUUGCAUCUUUGUCUGGUUUUGGAAUCAAGGUAAUGCUGGCUUCAUAGAAAGAGUUUGGAAGUUUUCCUUCCAUUUCUAUUUUUUUGGAACAGCUUCAAGAGAAUAGGUGUUAACUCUUCCUUAAAUGUUUAGUAGAAUUCCCCUAGAAAGCCAUUUGGCCCUGGACUCUUGUUUUUUUGGGAGAUUUUUGAUUAUUAAUUUGAUUUCUUUACUGGUUAUGGGUCUGUUCAAAUUUUCUAUUUCUUCCUGUUUCAGUUUUGGUAGUGUAUAUGUUUCUAGUAAUUUGUCCAUUUCUUCCAGAUUGCCCAUUUUAUUGGCAUAUAAUUGCUCAUAGUAUUCUCUUAUUAUUGUUUUUAUUUCUGCUGUGUUGGUUGUGAUCUCUCCUCUUUCAUUCUUGAUUUUAUUUAUUUGGGUUCUUUCCUUUUUGUUUUUGAUCAAACUGGCUAGUAAACCACUAGCCAGUCAAUUUUGUUAAUUCUUUCAAAGAACCAGCUUCUGGUUUCAUUGAUCUGUUCUGGGUUUUUUUUUGUUUUUUGGUUUUUUUUUUUGUUUUUUUUUGGAUUUGAUAGCAUUAAUUUCUGCUCUAAUCUUUAUUAUUUCCUGUCUUCUGCUGGUUUGGGGUUUUAUUUGCUGUUCUUUUUCCAGUUCUUUAAGGUUUCAGGUUAGGUUGCGUAUCUGAGACCUUUCUUCCUUCUUUAGGAAGGCCUGGAUUGCUAUAUACUUCCUUCUUAUGACCACCUUUGCUGUGUCCCAGUGGUUUUGGGUUGUGGUGUUAUCAUUUUCAUUGGCUUCCAUGUACUUUUUAAUUUCCUCUUUAACUUCUUGGUUAGCCCAUUCAUUCUUUGGUCGCCAAGUAUUUGUUACGUUUCCAAAUUUUUCCUUGUGUUUGAUUUUGAGUUUCAUAGCAUUGUGGAUCUGAAAAUUUGCAUGGUAUGAUCUCGAUCUUUUUGUACUUGUUGAGGGCUGAUUUGUGUCCCAGUAUGUGGUCUAUUCUGGAGAACGUUCCAUGUGUACUGGAGAAGAAUGUAUAUCCUGCUGCUUUAGGAUGAAAUGUUCUGAAUAUAUCUGUUAAGUCCAUCUGGUCCAGUGUGUCAUUCAAAGCCAUUGUUUCCUUGUUGGUUUUCUGAUUAGAUGAUCUGUCCAUUGCUGUGAGUGGGAUGUUGAAGUCCCCUACUAUUAUGGUAUUAUUAUCAACGAGUUUCUUUAUGUUUGUGAUUGAUUGAUAUAUUUGGGUGCUCUCACAUUUGUAGCAUAAAUGUUUACAAUUGUUAGGUCUUAUUGGUGGAUAGACCCCUUGAUUAUCAUAUAAUGCCCUUCUUCAUCUCUUGUUAACAGUCUUUAUUUUAAUGUCUAGAUAGUCUGAUGUAAGUAUGGCUACUCCGGCUUUCUUUUGUUGACCAAUAUCAUGAUAGAUGGUUCUCCAUCCCCUUACUUUCAAUCUGAAGGUGUCUUGAGGUCUAAAGUGGGUCUCUUGUGAAUAGCAUAUAGAUGGAUCUUGUUUUCUUAUCCAUUCUAUUACCCUAUGUCUUUUGAUUGGAGCAUUGAGUCCAUUGAUGUUUAGAGUGAGUACUGAAAGAUAUGAAUUCAUUGCCAUUAUGAUGCUUGUAGAGUUGGAAUUUCUGGUGGUGUUCUCUGGUCCUUUCUAGUCUUUGUUGCUUUUGGUAUGUAUGUGUGUAUGUAUGUAUGUAUUUCAUCUUUUCUCCCCUCAGAGUCCCCCUUAAAAUUUCUUGCCGGGCUGGUUUAGUGGUCUCAAACUCCUUUAAUUUUUGUUUGUCUGGGAAACUUUUAUUAGUCUUUCCUAUUUUGAAUGACCGCCUUGCUGGAUAAAGAUUUCUUGGCUGCAUAUUUUUCUGAUUCAGCAUAUUGAAUAUAUCCUGCCACUCUUUUCUGGCCUGCCAAGUUUCUGUGGAUAGGUCUGCUGCAAACCUGAUCUGUCUUCCCUUGUAGGUUAGGGACUUUUUUUCCCUUGCUCCUUUCAUGAUUCUCUCCUUGCCUGAGUAUUUUGUGAAUUUGACUAUGAUAUGACUUGUUAAUGGUUGGUUUUUUUGUUGACUCUAACGUGAGUCCUCUGUGCUUCCUGGAUUUUGAUGUCUGUAUCUUUCCCCAGGUUAGGAAAGUUUUCUGCUAUGAUUUGCUCACGUAACCCUUCUAUCCCUGUUUCUCUCUCUUCCUCUUCUGGGACCCCUAUGAUUCUGAUGUUGUUCUUUUUAAAUGAGUCACUGAUUUCUCUAUUUCUUAAAUCGUGCUCUUUUGCCUUAGUCUCCCUCUUUUUUUUCUGCUUCAUUAUUUUCCAUAAGUUUUUCCUCUAUAUCGCUGAUUCUCUGCUCUGCCUCAUCUAUCCUUGCUGCCGUUGGCAUCCAUUUGAGAUUGCAGCUCAGUUAUAGCAUUUUUUAUCUCAUCCUGACUAGCUUUUACUUCUUUUAUCUCUGCAGAAAAGGAUUCUAAUCUAUUUUCGACUCCAGCGAGUUUUCUUAUUAUCGUGAUUCUAAAUUCUGGUUCAGACCUCUUGCUUGUAUCUGUGUUAGUUAAGUCCCUGGCUUUUGUUUCUUCCUGCUCUUUCUUUUGGGGUGAGUUCCUUCAUUUCUUCAUUUUGAAGGGAGAAAAAGAAUUAAUGAGGUAAAAAAUUUAAAAAUUAAAAAAAGUUAAAAUUAAAAAAUUAAACACACACACACACUCACAAUCUAAUAAAUGAUGCUAGAUCCUAGGUGUGUUUUGGUCUGGGUGUUGACAAGGGCUUGAUAGAUUAGAGAAAAAAGGGGAAAGAGAAAAAAAGGAAAUCAUUGGAAAAUUUGAAAAAAUGAAUACUGAAAUAAAAUGAAAUGAUGGAAGUAAAAUAGAAUUUGAAAAAAUUUACACAAAAGUAAAAAGUAUAGUGGAAAAAAUUAAAAAUCUUUUUAAUAAAAAUUGGAAAUAAAAAUAAAUUGUUUCUGUAUUCAAGAAAAGAAACGAAAAAAAGAAAAAAAAAGAAAAUUGAAUAGAUGGACCAGCGAACAGAUUGAAAUACAAUUGAAAUUACUUCGUUUUCCCCUAGAAGUCAAACUAUGAAGUGCUUUAUAGCCCAUACACUAAGCAGGCGGAGAACACUCUUCUGUGUUCCUGAAGAGUGAGAUUGGCCCCGUUGGGCGGGGCUUAGUGUAAUGGCUCUGUUCUCCACUAGAUGGCGCUGCCUAGCUUACUGGGGUGGAUUGUUGUUGCGCAUGUAGGUGUGUAUGCGCAUGCGCGGGAGCAGUGAAAAUGGCGUCACCCAGCUACCCAGUCUCUAGUAUCGGAACUCUGCUCUCCCUGACCAGCAACCCUGCACCUGUCCUUUGUCUUCGGCUUCCAUCUACUCCCUGCUUUUACACUAUCCGUGACCAAGCCCCAGGCAGCACCUCCCUCCUGAGUUUUAUCUCAGAUGCGGCUGUGUUUCCCGACCCCUUUCUUCUGAGCGACUGCGGCUUUGACCCGUUCUGCCCCUCUGCCGAGGGUCUCACCGAGCAAUGGCCGGGUGCCAGCUGCACCCAGGAACAUUCACGGGACCAUGCUGCUGCCAAUGCUCAGGGGUUGCGGCAGGGUGCCAGCCUGCCCCAGAAAAAGUUCACACACGAUCGUGUAGCAGCAGCAUUUCAGGGAUUAUGGCAAAUCACAAAGUGCAUCUGGCACCGGGCUUCACCCCCAGCAACUUUGUUCCAGCACCAGCGAAUGUGGUUGUUCUCCCGGGUCCACUGGGCCCUUCCCUUUGGGGGACCCACACAGCCUCUACCAGGUGUCCUCCCAGCAGGGGAACCCCCGCUCCCUGUGUGGCUCGAAGACCCUCCAGACUUCAUUCUGCUCCUGGGGAUUCGCCCUUCUCACCAGAGCACUGCCAGAAUUUUUGGCCAGUUGAGUGAAAUUUCAAAGAUUUAAGCCAGCUUAACACUUACAGUCUCCGAUAACAUUUCAAGGAAAAAAGAGAAGACUAUGUGGAGUAAAUAAAAUAGAAACCAUA